Molecule: messenger RNA, 847 nt
Organism: Delphinapterus leucas (beluga whale)
Lineage: Eukaryota; Metazoa; Chordata; Mammalia; Artiodactyla; Monodontidae
Source: RefSeq, a predicted model, not a curated record
CUGAGGUGAAAACUGAGACCAAGGUCUUGCUCUACUAGUACUUACGAGAUCCAGACCUGGCAACAUGGAGAGAAUAGUCAUCUGCCUGAUGGUCCUCUUCUCAGGGACAGUGGCCCAUAAAUCAAGCUUCCAAGGGCAAGAUCGCCUCUUGAUUAGACUGCGUCAACUUAUAGAUAUUGUUGAUCAGCUGAAAAACUAUGUGAAUGACUUGGACCCUGAAUUUCUGCCAGCUCCAGAAGAUGUAAAGAGACACUGUGAGCGGUCGGCGUUUUCAUGUUUUCAGAAGAUCCAACUAAAGUCAGCAAAUACCGGAGACAAUGAAAAGAUAAUUAAUGUAUUAACUAAACAGCUGAAGAGGAAACUACCUCCCACAAAUGCAGGGAAAAGACAGAAACAUAAACUGACAUGUCCUUCAUGUGAUUCUUAUGAGAAAAAACCACCCAAAGAAUUCCUAGAAAGACUAAAAUCACUCAUCCAAAAGAUGAUUCAUCAGCAUCUCUCCUAGAACACACGGAAUAUGAAGGUUCCUAAAGAUCUCACUUGAAGCUGGACACUAUAUUUCAUACUCUAACACAGUAGUGAAACUCAGUUCUUGGUAUUCCAAAUGGAGGAGUACAAUAUAUUAGUGAUGGGGGAAAAAAACUCAGAUAAGUGUUCAAGGUCAGGAUUAUUCCUCCAAAAUCACUAUGCAAUACUUCAGUUUGAUCCACAUGCUCUGUGUUUGGUCAACUUGAAAAAACUUUCUACUCAAUUCGAGUCUGAUUUCCUGUGUUAUAGAUUUCUGUGACCUCUAAGGUUUUUACUUUAUCUUACUGCCAACUAUGCCAUUUCUUGGAGAAGCUUAAAA